CUGCGGGCGCCCCUCUCCGCCCGGCCGCGCGUGCGCGGAGGCGCCGCCGAGGUCUGACGGGUGAGAGGUGAGGAGCCGCUAGCACGACCCGGGAUUGGCGCUGAGGUGGCACGCGGGGCAGGGCAGAUGUUUCUGAACCAGAUGAAGCCUGAGGAGCCUUCCAGCUCUAAGAUAGCAGGAUAGCAAACUUCUAAGUCUGGAGCCGCAGAAGGCUUGCCCUGCCUCCCAGCACGAUGUCAGGAAGCCACACACCUGCCAAUGGCCCCUUCUCAGCCCUGACUUCGAGCAUGUGGCCCCAGGAGAUCCUGGCCAAGCAGAAGGAAGAGCCAGCAGAGCAACCAGAGUUCUUCUAUGACGAGUUCGGUUUCCGUGUGGACAAGGAAGAAGGUGCUGAGCCUGGCUCCUGUCUGCUGGCAAGCACUGCCCUGACGGAGGACCCUCCACAGAGGCUGCGGUGGCAGGCUCACCUGGAGUUCACCCAUAACCACGAUGUCGGGGAUCUCACCUGGGACAAGAUCGCAGUCUCCCUACCCCGCUCUGAGAAGCUCCGCUCCCUGGUGCUGGCCGGCAUCCCACAUAGCAUGCGGCCACAGCUGUGGAUGCGUCUCUCUGGGGCCCUGCAGAAGAAGAGGAACUCCGAGCUGUCCUACCGUGAGAUUGUGAAGAACAGCUCCAAUGAUGAGACCAUUGCGGCCAAACAGAUUGAGAAGGACCUGCUCCGCACCAUGCCCGGCAACGCCUGCUUUGCCAACGUGAACAGCAUCGGGGUGCCCCGCCUGCGCAGGGUCCUCCGGGCACUGGCCUGGCUCUACCCAGAGAUCGGCUACUGCCAGGGCACGGGCAUGGUGGCCGCCUGCCUGCUGCUGUUCCUGGAGGAGGAGGACGCCUUCUGGAUGAUGUGUGCCAUCAUCGAGGACCUGCUCCCUGCCUCCUACUUCAGCACCACCCUGCUGGGCGUCCAGACCGACCAGCGGGUCCUGCGCCACCUCAUCGUCCAGUACCUGCCUCGCUUGGACAAGCUGCUCCAGGAGCACGACAUCGAGCUGUCCCUGAUCACGCUGCACUGGUUCCUCACGGCCUUCGCCAGCGUGGUGCACAUCAAGCUGCUGCUGCGCAUCUGGGACUUGUUCUUCUACGAGGGCUCCCUGGUGCUGUUCCGGAUCACUCUGGGCAUGCUGUGCCUCAAGGAGGAGGAGCUGAUCCAGUCAGAGAACUCGGCCUCCAUCUUCAACACGCUGUCAGAUAUCCCAUCGCAGAUCGAGGACGCGGAGCUGCUGCUGGGGACGGCCAUGCGGCUGGCCGGCUCACUCACCGACGUGGCUGUGGAGACCCAGCGCCGCAAGCACCUGGCCUACCUCAUUGCAGACCAGGGCCAGCUCUUGGGGGCCAGCACCACCACCAACCUCUCUCAGGUUGUUCGCCGCAGGACCCAGCGGAGGAAAUCCGCCAUCACCGCCUUGCUCUUCGGGGAAGACGACCUGGAGGCACUGAAGGCCAAGAACAUCAAGCAGACAGAGCUGGUGGCCGACCUCCGGGAGGCGAUCCUCCGCGUGGCACGCCACUUCCAGUGCACAGACCCCAAAAACUGCAGCGUGGAGCUGACCCCGGACUACAGCAUGGAGAGCCACCAGCGGGACCACGAGAACUAUGUGGCAUGUUCACGCAGCCACCGGCGUCGGGCCAAGGCCCUGCUAGACUUCGAGCGGCAUGACGACGACGAGCUGGGCUUCCGCAAGAACGACAUCAUCACGAUCAUCUCUCAGAAGGACGAGCACUGCUGGGUGGGGGAGCUGAACGGCCUGCGAGGCUGGUUUCCAGCCAAGUUCGUGGAGGUCCUGGAUGAACGGAGCAAAGAGUACUCCAUUGCGGGGGACGACUCAGUGACAGAGGGCGUCACAGACCUUGUGCGAGGGACUCUUUGCCCGGCCCUCAAGGCCCUGUUUGAACAUGGACUGAAGAAGCCGUCCCUGCUCGGGGGUGCCUGCCAUCCCUGGCUGUUUAUCGAGGAGGCAGCUGGCCGGGAGGUCGAGAGAGACUUCGACUCCGUGUAUUCCCGCCUGGUGCUCUGUAAGACAUACAGGUUGGAUGAAGACGGCAAAGUCCUGACCCCAGAGGAGCUGCUGUACCGGGCUGUGCAGUCUGUGAAUGUGACCCACGACGCAGCACACGCACAAAUGGACGUCAAGCUCCGCUCACUGAUCUGCGUGGGGCUCAACGAGCAGGUGCUGCACCUGUGGCUGGAGGUGCUCUGCUCCAGCCUGCCGACUGUGGAGAAGUGGUACCAGCCCUGGUCCUUCCUGCGCAGCCCUGGUUGGGUCCAGAUCAAGUGUGAGCUCCGCGUCCUCUGCUGCUUUGCCUUCAGCCUCUCCCAGGACUGGGAGCUCCCUGCGAAGAGAGAGGAGGAGAAGCAGCCGCUCAAGGAGGGCGUCCAGGACAUGCUGGUGAAGCACCACCUUUUCAGCUGGGACAUAGACGGGUGAUGCUCUUCCUCCAGCUGCCCUGUCACACCCAGGCCUCACCCAACCCACUGACUACCAAAGAGGCCCAGCCAGCCUCAGGCCUGCUCCGGGACGGGUCUGAGGUGGCCCAGGCCCACCCCAAGCUGUGGGGUCUGGGGAAGAUGCUCUCUAGAGCCCUGUGACUGGGAGAUCAGGGUCUCCCCAGAGCACUGCUGGUGGCAGGAACAGAAGGUGGGUGCCCAGCCUACCUCUUCCUCCUGAGCGCCUGGGAGGUGGGAGCUCGGCCUCCCCAGGCCCUUAGUGAAGCCCCAGGCCCCAACUGCAGUUUGUACCGACCAAACACCUUGUGAGGAGGUGGAGAGCUGCACUUGUGUGUCAGUCUUUGCUCAGGAAGGCAGGUGUGGGGUGGCUAAUGGCAGAUAAAGGCUCCUUGGCCUCUUUGGUUUGUAAAUAAACUAUGUCUUUGAGAAA
Messenger RNA from Microcebus murinus (gray mouse lemur), 2930 nucleotides. It is a transcript of the gene SGSM3, whose product is annotated as small G protein signaling modulator 3. The record is from RefSeq and is a predicted model, not a curated record. Lineage: Eukaryota; Metazoa; Chordata; Mammalia; Primates; Cheirogaleidae. Gene Ontology annotation, molecular function: GTPase activator activity; small GTPase binding. Gene Ontology annotation, biological process: regulation of GTPase activity.